Thermothelomyces thermophilus ATCC 42464 is the source of this 3168-nucleotide messenger RNA. RefSeq lists its product as uncharacterized. The transcript has 4 exons. Gene Ontology annotation, biological process: nuclear-transcribed mRNA catabolic process; rRNA catabolic process. The record is from RefSeq and is a predicted model, not a curated record. NCBI's taxonomy places the organism in Eukaryota, Fungi, Ascomycota, Sordariomycetes, Sordariales, Chaetomiaceae. Gene Ontology annotation, molecular function: 5'-3' RNA exonuclease activity; RNA binding. Bases 1 to 3168 code for a protein of 1055 amino acids. Gene Ontology annotation, cellular component: nucleus.
AUGAAUGGUAUCAUUCACAACUGCACACACAAGGAUUCAGAUGAUGUGCACUUUCGUCUCACCGAGGAGGAGAUGUUCAUCGCCAUCUUCAACUACAUUGAACAUUUGUUCAGCAAGAUUAAGCCCAAGAAGCUGUUCUUCAUGGCCGUCGACGGCGUGGCCCCUCGUGCCAAGAUGAACCAACAACGCGCUCGUCGUUUUCGGACCGCUUUGGAUGCCGAGAAGGCUCGCGAGAAGGCCAUCAGGGAGGGCAAAGAGUUGCCCAAGGAGGAACCCUUUGACAGCAACUGCAUCACGCCAGGAACCGAGUUCAUGGCCAAGUUGUCACAGCAGCUCAAGUAUUUCAUCAACAAGAAGGUAUCUGAGGACAGGGCCUGGCAACAGCCCGAGAUUGUGCUCUCCGGUCACGAGGUGCCUGGCGAGGGAGAACACAAGAUCAUGGAAUACAUUCGGAACGCGCGCGCCCAGCCCGACUACAGCCCCAACGUACGGCACUGCUUGUACGGUCUCGAUGCGGAUCUCAUCAUGCUGGGAUUGCUAAGCCACGAUCCGCAUUUCUGCCUUCUCCGCGAAGAGGUUACUUUUGGUCGCCAGGCGAAACACAAGUCGAAGGAACUGGAGCAUCAGAACUUCUACCUGUUGCACCUCUGCAUCGUCCGAGAAUAUCUGGAACUCGACUGGCUGCGAGGGAAGCGGAUGCUUGAAAAUGACGAGGCCGAGAGGCAGCGAGCGAAGGCCAAGGGCAAACUCAUUGUCAGCUCGGAACAGAAAGCUCUUUGGAAGAAGACCAUCCGCAAGUUUCUUACAAACCAAGGAGGUUCUCGGACAUUGGAUCUCGGCGCCGGACUCAACGCCGCGGACCGGAAGUUUGUCCAGGAGCUAGCAGAAGCCGCCCAUCUGGAGUGGGCCACAAAACCGGAUGACGAAGGCCAUCGCCAUCUGAUUCUCUCCUAUCCCGCCCGGGACGAGGAGGAUGAAGAGGAUGAAGAAGCUCAGUCGGCGGUGCUGCGCAUUGUCAAGAAGUAUGACAAUGCCCAAGUGAUCGACCUCACGUCGGCUGAUGCCAAGGCAGCCUUGGAGGCCAAUCUCGCGACGUUGCCAUAUUCUGCCAGCCUUGGUUUCCACGGAGUUAAUGUCUUCCAGCAGGACAGCCGCAACGAGAGCAUGGUCGUCAGCUUACUCGAAACGGAUUUGCGGACAAACGUGGAGUCUGCCAAAGUCAAGCUUGGCCAGCGCUGCUUCGUCGGCUACCCUUUCCUGCAGGAGGCCAAAAUCGUCAAGGUCUCGGACGAGCUCUUCGACUACACGCUUGCUGAUGACGGCAGUGGGCGGAUAGUCACCAGGAACCAUGCUCCUCGUGAGAUCGAGGAAUGGACCAAGAAGGCAGACAGGAUCGAGAAUUUCUACAGCAAGCGGCUGGGAAUUCUGAUUGGCCCUGUCGAGUCGCUUGUCUCCGUCCAUAUGCUCAAGGGUCUGAUCAAGACGGACGAAGGCGCGACCGUCAAGGAAUACGGGGAGAUUCCGGGCAUGGAAACGGAAUACGCUUCUCAGAUCAUUGUGGACGAGGUCGUCAACGAGGACGAACGCUUCAUCGAGAAAGCUGCGCUACCCGUGGAGGAAGAGUUCCCUGUCCAAUCGACCGGGUUCUUCCUGGGCGAAUACAACUAUGGCCAGCCCCUCGAGGUCGCGGGACAUUCGAGGGGUAAGCUCAGCAUUUGGCUUGCUGUCCUGGAGAGGCGCGAGCCAGAGUUCGCCAAAAAGAUCAUUCACGAUGCUCAAAGGGGCAUGCAUUAUUUGCCUUCAUACAUGGUGGCCAAGCAACUGGACCUGCACCCCCUCACGCUCAGCAAGAUCACAUCAUCUUACUACAUCCGCACCGUCGGUGAUCUCAGGGUUAAUCUCGGUCUCAACCUCAAGUUCGACGCGAGGAAGCAGAAGGUGCUGGGCUACUCCCGCAAAUCCGAGACCGGCUGGGAGUUCAGCCCUGCUGCUGUCCACUUGAUCGUGGAGUACAUGACGCGGUUCCCCGACUUCUUCGCCGGGGUCAAGCGGAACCCUUCGGGCGCCGAGCUGAAGGAGACGGAUCUCUGGGGUGAUCCCACCGUCGCCUCCGCUCGGGUCAAAGAGAUCGGCGCCUGGCUCAAGACUCUCAAGACGAGCUCCAUGGAACGUGUGCCCCUCGACGCCGAGCAGCUCGACUCGGACGUGGUCAUGCGGCUCGCUACCGAGGCAGAUAGGCUGCAGUUGAGCACCAUCUUCUCCCGUCCUAAGAAGAUGAACGGCGUUCCCCGCAACGCACUCAUGAGACCCGAAGACGCCGAGCACCGCCUCGGCAACCAGCGCUUCAGCCUCGGCGACCGAGUUGUGUAUGUCGCGCGGACCGGUAAAGUGCCCAUUGGGUUCCGUGGCACCGUCGUCGGCAUCAGCCACACGCCCACCGCCAAACUCCUAGACGUCGUCUUCGACGUCACCUUCAUGAGCGGCAAUACGCUCGGGGGUCGCUGCCCGCCGUUUCGCGGCCAGACGGUACCCUCGACGACUCUUUUGAACCUUAGCAACCACCAGGUCGUCGCCGGCUCCAAGGCCCAGGUUGCGCGCCAGCCCGUCAGUGCGUCGGUCACGACUCUUACCGCCCACGGCGGCUACCAUCUGAACGGCAAGCGCUACCAGGACGCGGCCGCCCCGCCUCCCCUGCAGGCAAGCUUCCGCAGUGUGGUGAAUGGGGCGGCCCGCGGUGGACGUGGAGGAGGAGGAGGACCGGGUGGCGGCCGCGGCGCGAUUCAGGGGAAUCUCCCUUACCGCGCGCACCAGCCGCAACGCCAACAGUUUGACGGUUCUCACGUACCUGCCAACAACGGCCCUGGCCAGGCGGUUCGUGGCCGCGGCGGAGCAAGCCAGUUCCGAGGCCGUGGCGCCGGCGGCAUCGGCUCCUCGAAUAGAGGACGCGGUGGCUACCCCGGUCCUGUCGGCGUGAAUCCUAAUGGAAUCGUACACCCGGCGUCGGCGCCGCCUAUGUAUGCAGCUGUACCCCCUCCGUCAAGCUUGGACGCGCCGCGGGGCGGUCGCGGACGUGGACGUGGCGGCGCACGGGGUAGGGGUGAUGGACCGGUUUUCCGAGGCCGUGGCAGGGGCGCCAGACAGCAGCAGACCGCGGCCCUACAGAGCUAG